GUCAAAUACGUCUGCGUCGAGCGCGUGCUUAUUGGGGACUGCACGAAGGAUGGGAGACAUGGGUACGCAUGGCGGUCAAAUAUUGAGAUGCUCAUCGGGAUGGGCAAGACGGAGGAUGUCACUGACUUUGUCAUCAAGCUGGAUGACGGGUGUAUGUGCAAACCCCAGAUGACAGAGAUCCUGAAUAUGUUUUAUGGCUACCACUUCAGAUGGGCAAACAUCCGUUCCCUUGUAUUCGUUGGUACCGGUUUUGCGUCGUUUGGAAACGAUCCCACCUACAACCCGCAGAUGGAUCCCGAGGCACAAAUGGCAUACUUUCAGUUCAUCGCGCUUUUCCCGAACAUCAGGUCUAUCGCAUAUGCUGAGGAUGGAAUUAAUACGGUAUGCCCUGGUCUGGCUGUCAGAUUCACGAAGCUAUAUCCGCUGUACUACUGGCUCUUUCAUUACUAUCGUACGCAGCUCACGGCCGUCCAAGGCCUGCACCCGCUACCACCAAAGGCCUUAUCCAGUGUUGCAUAUGAGACUACGGAUCUGACACUGAAUUCAUGGUAUCUGGGUCACUUCAUUGACAGCCCUUCAUUUGAUGCCUCGGUUCUUCGCAAAAUGACGAUCUACGAUAUCAUAGAUGGUAUCAACUGGGGUUGGUUUAGAUCCAGGAACGGCAGCGAAGUUGUGUUUUCCAGCUUAGAGAAGCUUAGCUUGCGUUGCGCCGAACAGCCACAUCUAGAAACCAAAGUCGACCCAACCGGCGGGUUCGUAUUGCGCUUUCCGAAGCUGCUUUCUUUGACUGUUGGAGGCUCAAUCCCUGUCUUCGGUGACAUUUAUCGUCUCUUUCAUCAAUCUCCAAUUGAGAUCCUGAAGAUGGGUGAGGACCUGAACGACCUUCGGUAUAUUGAUGCGCGGAUCGUUUCAAGGAUUAAAGCGUUCUUUCUUGUCGGACGACCAUACUCAGAUAUGCCCGCUUUUAUCCAACGUGAAGCUAUCACCCGCUUCUACAAUAUGCUGAACAUGGUGCAGCAUGUGUCCUUGUUUGCUAACCCAUUCCCGUUGACUGGCGUUGAUCAGAUGUUCCGUCUCAAGUGCCUGAAUAUCGACCUGGGUGCGGAUGAAUUCCCUUAUCUACACAGAGCCAUUCAGCAAUUGCCAAGACUUGGGGUGCUGGAUAUCGUGUUCAAGAGGCACUGGAGUGCCGGAAAGUAUCCUUACACACUUUUACCUGAUGAAAACAUGCCUGCAAUCGAGGACGCAGUGCCUAGCACAUACAGGUACGGAACCAAUGUUAUCGAUGUCUCCGACCUGCCCCCGAUCAGCACCUCGCUCUACUAUGUCAGUAUUGCACACAGCGGUCCAGAGAUGUUCCAUCGUGCCUGUAUUCUCAUUCGCAGCUUGCCCAACCUGACGAGGGUUGCUGUCCACGAGAGUAAUGCGCUUGGCAUUCUCGAAUUCAAUCGCAUAAGGGGCAGAGGUGUCAAAACCGAGGUGUAUGGCUAGGAGUCUUGGCCUUCUUUAAGAUGUACCAUAUGUAUCUAUCAUAUUUAUUCCAAUCGCAUAUCUCUUCAAACAACUUUUUACGUAUUGACCUUUAUGACACGACACAUGACAUAAUGCCCUCAUGGACCUCUGUGGCUGUACUACAAUACUCACUACACAAAUGUGCUACCACGCCUCACCCAUCCAUUUUGAUACAACUGAAAUGCGCCGUAGAUCC
Molecule: messenger RNA, 1708 nt
Organism: Linderina pennispora
Lineage: Eukaryota; Fungi; Kickxellomycota; Kickxellomycetes; Kickxellales; Kickxellaceae
Exons: 1
Coding region: 100-1491 (463 amino acids)
Source: RefSeq, a predicted model, not a curated record